This is a messenger RNA of Eremomyces bilateralis CBS 781.70, 3088 nucleotides long. RefSeq lists its product as uncharacterized. The coding region runs from base 298 to 2766 and encodes 822 amino acids. NCBI's taxonomy places the organism in Eukaryota, Fungi, Ascomycota, Dothideomycetes, Eremomycetales, Eremomycetaceae. The record is from RefSeq and is a predicted model, not a curated record. The transcript has 5 exons.
ACUAGCCGGUAAACUGGUGGUUUUCACCUCCUAUAUCGCUUCUCCAGUCGCCGCACACAGUCUCAUCUCUCCCCCGUACUCCUGCUCCACCUCCGACCUCGUGGACUCGAGAUUUACCCGCGUUCCAGGGGUGCAUCGCUGCCUUCUCCAAUCCCCAGUUGAAGCAUUAUACCAAAUAUAUCAUUUUCCCCUUUCGUCCACCGUCCCCUCCAUCUUAGCCACCGAGCAUGAUGGCAACAGGAACCGGUCGUCUCGAACCUCAAGAGGGCAUAAUGUCCUUUGGCCAGGAAGAGCCAAAUGCCAAUAUGUACAGCCAAGCCACGAGUGAAGAAGAGCUCCAGGAUAAAUGCUCGCACUCAAGAGCCGUUCCACUUCGUUACCAUCACCAACCCGAAUCAGUCGAAAGCCCAGCUCAAAUCCAUCCGCUCCCAUGUUAUGAUGAACUUUCUACAGAAGAAGGAUGCGGCCACUCUAAGUCAUGGCGAAUCCAGUUCAAAGGUGGAAGGCCAACCUAGCGAAAUAGAGCUACAAUCGUCGAGGCAGCCUGCUCCGUCUCGAAGCACCCUUGAGAUCGGUACGCACCCUUGCAGUGUAACACCAGGGCAUCAAAUGGUCAUUGCAGCAGGCCGUCCGAAGGCGGUGUCACAGGGUCUCAGUCGAUAUUAUACAGCGCAUUUGCAGCUCGCUCGUCAAGGACUCUUGAGCUCAAAAGGUCACGCGGAGAAGAAGUUUGUCGAAGAAGUUAAAGAAGCCUGCCGUUUGGUCGAGGCGCUCCUUUUAAGUGGCACCGAACCAGGGAUGAUAAUCGAUGGCGGAAUCGACACGUUCCUCGCUAUGCCUCAGCUGGGCAGGUCGGGUAUCAAUAUCGCUCGUCUGAAAAUGCACACGGCGCACGCAUUUUCAUCCAAGGGCAUGAAUAUAUAUUGGAUGCCCACUCUGAUCAAGCAUCGACUUAGCUUCCUUAGUGGCAUCAUUCUUGGAGCCGUCCACUUCGACACCGUGAAUGGAUUGGUAGGGGAAAGCGCCAUUACAAUUGCGGUGAAAAUUCAGGUUAUGAACAUGCUUUCAGAAGCCUUGUCUGAUCCGGAGAGAGCAAAGCACGACGUGACUAUGAUGACUGUCGCGCACCUAGCUCUCAGUGAAGUCAUCCGCGGAGACGAAUGGACCAUCUCAACCCAUACGAAAGGGUUGCGGGAACUGGUAUUUACUAACGGAGGACUAUCCAACAUUGGCAUGAAUGGUGUAUUGGCAGUCACUGCAUGCUUGGCUGUGUACUUUUCAGCCGGGUUUCGUGAAAGGCUUCCUUGGAAAGAGUACAUGGAUUAUAUCCCGGUGAACCCUCGCCUGAUACGCCGGGAUCCAAGUAAAACCAUCGUCGAAUCGCCACUCUACUGUCCGAGAGACGAUUUUUUCACGGUUCUUCGAUCUAAAAGGUGUACUCCUGCGAUAUACGAGCUCAUCUGUGACGCGCGCGACAUGACCAACCUCUUCGUCGAACCCAAUGAAGAUUCCUACGAUGGGCAUACCGCGCCGUUCUGCAGAUCAACUUCCUAUGAGAACGUCAAGUCCUCAACAGCUCACGAAUACCCGGAGUCUAAUCAGCAAUACAACCGACGUUCACAUGAAACCAGGCUAAUGACCAUAUACGAUCUUCACACCCGUAUUUUAUCAGCGAAAGCUGCUGCACACAACCUUCCUCCGGGAACUCGACCGGACAUGGUGUACGAAGCUAUACGACUAACCGCUGUCUUGUAUUCCUACGCAAUUGUCAACAAAGUCCCUCUUUCUGUCGCAUCUCGAACUGCCACAGACCCAGCGACAGGACCCGACGCUCCGCGCUCAACCCCACCGCCAAUCAUCGGUGCCGAUGGAAUUACGAGAGAUGCUCCAAGGGGGCCGAGGCGACAGCCCAACCUCGCCAUGCGAAUCCGCGAGGCAUUAGAAGCGAGCGGCACCUCGGAUUUCUGGGGCGAUAUGGCUGGAGUCCUGCUCUGGUGCGUUUCUGUAGGUGCCGUUGCCUCCAACCCCGCUCGGAACUUCAAUUGCAGCUCUUCUGCUCGCCCCUCGGAUGCAGCAACAACUAUGGGAAUGGAUACUCCGCAACCCUUCACUUCAUCCACCGACGAGCGGUUCGACAUCCCCAGCAACUCGGCAGCCAUGUCUAAUGUCGGGUUUGGCAGCAUUGGUCCCCUGCUGAGCUUUUCCCAGAGACCAAGCGACGACAUGAUUCGAGACUACUUCAACUCCGAUGGGCAGAUCGGGACCUCCACACCCCCCAUUUCAUCUUCGACCAUAACACCUGCAUUUUCCUCACCUUACCCCUUUUCACCAGGCCACUCGGAUUUCAUCUUCCCUCGCUCUACCCUCUCCUCUGCUUGCCUCGGACCCAACCCAGUCGUCACAUGUUCCGAUGCAUAUAGCUACCCAAGCCACCCGGACACCUUUUCUGCGCUGGACGCAGAUCCCCGCUCCUCUACAUUCGACCUUUCCGCUGCUCCCUCCUUCGAUCCCAUCCCCGGAAUCUUUCCCGCCACUCAGAGUGGUUCAUAUUCUUCGACCCUUGACUUAUGGUCCCAGGCCCCAGGAAUUCGAGACGUACCCAUCGACAAUCUGCAAGAAGACCGUGCUCGAAGGUGGUUCUCGAUGAUGACGAUUCGCGUCGUCAUCCAAUGCGGAUUUGGAGAGAAGGCUGAAUACAUGAGUGCCGCAUGGAGAAAGUUACUCGAAGUCCUGAAGGUCAUCGGCUCGCAGCCGCUCGAUGACUGAGGCAAAUCGAGGGAUUUGUAGCGGUGGGCUACAUCUUAUAUACCAAAUGUUUGACUUGUUUUGGGAUCUGGAGCACGGGAGAUUCGGUUAAAGCGCUGUUAUAGCAAAAGCGAACCUGUUGGCGGGAUGGCUAUGGAUACAUUUGAAAGACUUGCGUCGACUACUGUCUUGUAACACUUCCGACCACACUAUCAUACAGAUAUUAGAUGUCCUAACGAUCGAUCUGUAAUGAUCCGACUCCCGGUCACUGUUUGCGGGCCUGAACCACCCAAUCCCGCUCAUACCAAAAUAAUGAUAAGUUGAGAUACCUUCUUAACCAACG